CUGAGCGCUUCCGGUGUCGAGGGUCACUCUGACAUGCCCGUCGUUUCUCAGCGAUGAAGUAGGUGGACUGCUCUACAUGGACACUCAAAAUGGAAAAUAGGGAGUACCACUAGUUAAAACAGUAGACUUUCGGAGACCACUUCAAGAAAACUCUUGACAUUGAUUUCCUGGAUACUACAAACUGUUCUCAAUCAUGUCAAAUCCACCGCCAGCACCAGAGCAGCUGAGUCCGGUCACCUCUCCGGCGACUAAACAACUGUUUGGCGAUUGCUGGAGCUGUCGGUUGCUCUCAGGCGGUGGGUUGCUGGCUUCGGGGGUAUAUGUCUACAUGCAGGCGCGUAAAACAAUGCGUCUUGGUGGACCCACAUCUAUGGGCACAGUAGCCCAGAUUGUAUUUGCAGCAGGUUUGGCAGCAUGGGGCAUCGAAGUGAUUGCUGAUCCAGUGGGAAAGGGCACAAAGAAAUCAUAGUUUUGCUGAACACUGGUGGUCUACACACAUGUCCUAUCAUUUACAUGGACUUGUAGAGCAAAACGCCAAAGCCACAGUGGCAUCUGCUGCAAAACUGAUAAUAAUUUGAAAAACUGAGCGAGUAUAAUGAAAUUACAUAAUUCAGCCAUGUUUCAUUAAAUGUUUUUAAUUGCAA
This is a messenger RNA of Myxocyprinus asiaticus (Chinese sucker), 644 nucleotides long. It is a transcript of the gene dmac1, whose product is annotated as distal membrane arm assembly component 1. NCBI's taxonomy places the organism in Eukaryota, Metazoa, Chordata, Actinopteri, Cypriniformes, Catostomidae. The transcript has 2 exons. The coding region runs from base 194 to 469 and encodes 91 amino acids. The record is from RefSeq and is a predicted model, not a curated record.